Fundulus heteroclitus (mummichog) is the source of this 809-nucleotide messenger RNA. RefSeq names its product regulator of G-protein signaling 21. NCBI's taxonomy places the organism in Eukaryota, Metazoa, Chordata, Actinopteri, Cyprinodontiformes, Fundulidae. The record is from RefSeq and is a predicted model, not a curated record. The coding region runs from base 115 to 687 and encodes 190 amino acids. The transcript is spliced from 5 exons.
GUGUUGCACUAUAGCUGCCAAGUUAAAAGCUAGCUCAGGGGAAACUAAACACCAUUUGGUUGUACCGCAUCAGUCCAUCUGAGAUUCUCCUAAGAUAAUACCAGUAAUGUUAAAAUGCCCAAGCUUCUGUUUUCCAGGAUUCGGUUUAGUGAUAUAAAGGAUUUAUUGCCAAAUGUUCAGCGGCCAAGAAGGAUUGAUAUUGUUUUAAGUCGGAGGAGGAGAAACAUCAACAUAUGGCGCCUCUGUCAAAAUUUAAAUGAUGAGACAUGUCCUUCCAACCUCAGCUGGAAGACUGACCAGAAAUUUGACCUGUGUCUGGAAACAUUAUUGAGAGAUAAAAAGUACAGAACACCAUUCCGGUCUUUCCUGGAGUCUGAGUUCAGCGAGGAAAACCUUGAUUUUUGGCUCGCAUGUGAAGAAUUUAGGUCAACUUCGGACGACCUGAAAUGGAGAGCUGAGAAGAUCUAUGAGGAGUUCAUCAGACCUACAGCAUGCAAAGAGAUCAAUGUAGACCACAGAGUCAGAGAGAAGAUCCAGGAGUCGUUGAAGAAACCAAGUCGUUGCUGCUUUGAUGAGGCCCAGAAACAAGUUUACCUUCUGAUGCUAAGAGACUCCUGUCCCAGAUUCCUUCACUCAGAUGCUUACCUUAGUUUGAAGUGCAAAUCUAGGACUCAGUGGUAUAUUUAGGAAAAACAAUGCCGCUUAUCCCAUGUCCGGGAAAACAUUUUUUUAAUCCAUGUGCAUGUAACACCAACACUGUGCAACUAAAGAUCUUGUAUGUUUAGAAAGCCAUUUAAAAGAAUGGGCAU